AUGGCAAAUACAUUUAUUUACAAAGAUCGAAUUACUUUUGGUGAAUUUUACCAUUUGUACCUUCAAUUACGAAGUGACAGUGUUUUGUUUCAAGCAUAUACAAGAAUGACAUCAGAAACGUUUGAUUAUAUUUUAGAAAUAAUUACACCGGAAUUUGACCUUCAAACCGCAAAUUUUCAAGAACCUAUUUCAAUAGAAAAAAGAUUGCUUGUGACAAUAAGGUAAGUUUUUACUUGUUUAUAGGUAA
This is a messenger RNA of Cinara cedri, 247 nucleotides long. The record is from the annotation of a GenBank genome assembly. Lineage: Eukaryota; Metazoa; Arthropoda; Insecta; Hemiptera; Aphididae.